AGGUACACAAAACGGUUCCCGGCGCAACGGCUACAUCAGCUGGAAUCAGUACAUAACAUUUAUUUAAAAAAUAUUUAGAAUUUUUGUACCUGUUAUUUUUAGGCCUCAUUGAAAUUAAAAUCUAAGUCGUAAAUAUUAGGUGAUACUCGCUGAUGUGGAUAUCUGUUACAAGGAACGCGUGGAAAUUGCCUACGUCAAUUUAAUUUAUUUUGCGACACAAUCGUUAAUUGUAUACGAUUCAGGGAAAAUCUGGAUAGCUAUUGCCAUAUUUGACUCAAUUUUGACGAUUUUGUGACAAAAGUCAAAUUUAUCAAAAUUCGCAAAAAAAACUCGGCGCAAAAUCCAUCAAUGGGCCCCCCAAAUAUUAUUACAGAUUCUUCAUGUGCACAAAAUUACGCAAAUUUUAAGCCAUCCAACUUCAAAAUCGUUAGAGCGCGAAAAAAUCACAACUAGAUGGUAUAUAUAGAUUAAACCAUAAAAUUAUUUAGACGCCAGAUGGAUCCUGUGGCCGAAUUUCUUGCGGAGGUCGACUCCCUGAAAUAAUAUGUGGCCAGAAGUGGGGACAGAAUUCGCCAGAUUUUAAAAUUGCAUGGGACUCGUGACGAGCAAAAUAAGAAAUUUGUUCGUUUCGGAAACUUUGACAUUUACGCGGACAAAUUUUGUGGUUUAAAGUAGUUUUAUAAUUAUGUUUACAGAGUUCAGCUCGACCCUGGUAAAUAGAUUGCUUAAGUUUCUGGAUGAAAUAUUGGUGUUGACUUUCUCCACGAGAAUUGCAAGUGCUACUUUCUCCACUGCGGACAAAUUAGGUUUUCAGUUUUACAGUUUCUAAAUCGAUUUAAAGCGCUGGAAAUUAAAGUUAUGAUAUUUCAACAUAUUUAGCAAUAUAUUUUCAAUUAAACGUCUUGUGGAUCUUGCCCAGAACUCAUUUAAAAUUCAUUUACGGCUCAUUUACGGCUCAUUUACAGUUUGGUUUCAAAAUAACAAGGUUAAGAUUUUCGUGUUUACUUGAAAUUUGCACUGUUGCACCACAAAUUUAUCUGCUAGUCCAAAUCGAAAACGUUUAAAAUUUAAAUUUAGCACCAGUUGGUGACAAAUUGUAGGGAAUUUUAGGCCAACUCAUUUAGAGCUCAUCGGCAACCCUAAUUGCAAAUAAUUAAUCAUGCAAUUUUCAUGUAAAAUUACAUAGUUUCUCAUUCCAGCGGCGGCCGCCGCCGAUUGAGGUAUCGGUGUCGGUAUCGGAAUUCUAUUGAGACCGUGAAUUACAUAAAACGCGAACUGCCCAAGGGCAGUCCGGGGCAGUGGCAAAAUAUCUGCAUAAAAGUCUACGCAUCAUCAAUAAAACCUUGAAUUGUUAACCAAGUUUCGUAUUCACUACAAAAUUGAGAAUUAGAUACAAUACAUUAAUAAUCUUUAGGAAGUGGUCAAAUUCUCUUCCAAAAUAUUUUUAUAAGUUAUUUUCAGUCAUAUUUGACCAAAUUUGGUCGAGUUUUGGUCAAAAACUAAAUUUAUCAAAAUUAGCAAAAAUUCGCAUAUUGGCUUAUAUCUCGAAAAAUGGGUUUCUCUGCCCCCAAUAUUAUUACAAAAUUUACAAAAGAAUUUAAUUCUUUAUGUACACAAAAUUACGCAACUCUUAAGCUAUCAUACAUCAAAAUCGUUGAAAAAAACAUCAUUUCAUUGUAUACAUAUGUACUAAACAUAGAAGAGCUAAAGCAAUAAGUGGAAAUAGAAUAUUUAUUGGUAAAAAUGUUUUCCUAUUGGUUGGGAUGUGUGGAUGGCAAUGUCUCAAUAAUAGAUGAACUUGAAAUCAAGCCUAUAAAUGGAAGCAAUUUUCCAAAAAAUAUAAUUAGAUAUGUGACCAGAUUUUUUUUAAUCUCUAAGAAUGAAUCACAAAACAAAGAAUAGAAGAAAACGUCCUCUAGAGCCGAAAAAAUUUACGACUUUCAAAUUUACUAGGUCACCCUACGUAAGCUCACAGGAGCUAUUGAAUUCCCCUUGUCUGUCUCUCUGCUUACGAUUGUUUUGCAUCAAUUGAUGCCAAUUAAUAAGCAACAUUGUCAAAGUUUUGCAAGUUAGUAGCACCAUUGGUGAAAAAUAGUUCAACGUCAAAAUUAGGGGUCUAUACGGUCGGAUUUUCUCUGAACCAUUGCUGAAAAGUUAAGGUCGAAGUUAUGCCAAAAUUAUGUAUCCAUUUGAUCCACGGGUGCAAAUUUAUAGAUUUAUGUUAUGUCAGAAUUACGUUUCCAUUUUACUUUUUGCCGCUUAUUCUGCACCAAUGGUGAAAAAUUUUAUCACAUUUUUGUGUACUGUUGUUACAGGGUGAGCUACGUGUAACGUUACAACGGUUUAUUUGAGAUCGUGUCGUACCAACUACAUUUGUGGUGUAUUGAGGUCAAUUUGACGUCAAAUUGACUUCUUCAAUUUUUAAAAAUCACGGGCUGACUUGUAUAGGCUUAAAAAAUUAAUAAAAAUACAAGAAAUUUUAACAUAGGGACUGGUCGGAAAGUAAAGAAAAGUUUUGAAAAUACAUUUAUUUACAGGGGGAAAAAUAGUCAUUGAGUUGGAACGAGGUAGCUUUGUAGUCCAUACGAUUGGCAACCAACAUCAGAAAACAAAAAUCCGAUAUCUCAAACCGUUCAAACAUGAGAAGACAAAAUUCAGAGCAACUCGUAAAAAAGAUUUGCCACUAUUACGAAUAUGUGUGCGGGCGCGUGCGGAAAAAGAUUUAUGACAACUUCAAAAGUGAAAAAAUUUAUCCGGGGACAAUUUUCCGAGUUGUAGAUAUUUAUGAGGAAAGGGGGAGUGCUGAAAACAAAAUGGCCGCCCUGUUCGUGUAAUGACCCCAAAGUGAUACGUAGAGUUCACAAGGAAUUCAAAAAAUACCCUGGAGUAUCUGAACGAAAUUUGAGUAACAAAUUGAAAAUUUCUAAAUCAACUUUGCAUGAUAUCAAAGUUAUGAAGUUGGGAAUCAAUUCUUAUAAGACGAUAUCUGCACCAAAAUACAACCAAGGUCAAGAAAAAAGGGCCAAGACGAAUUGUCGGAAGAUUGCUGAAAAAGAGUCGCGCAAAACACGCCCAUCAUUCUGGUCAUGGAUGACGAAACCUACUGUUCCAUUGAUCCAAAUGAAGUACCUAGAAUAAAGUACUACUCAUGUACUAAUAAGAAAACAGGUCAAGAUUCAUUUAAAUACAAACCCAUUUCCAAUAUUCCACUCGGCGAUAAACGAUGUAACAUGCAAUUGAGAUAGAACAAGUGAACAAUCCCCCGACAUUCCACCCACAUUGGACCGGUUAACAGAUUUUGGGGUUUAUGCAAGAAAGAAUAUAAUAGUCCAACAAAACCAGCCAAAAAUUUGAGAGGAUUCCGACAGAUUUUGAGACAUAUCUCAAAUAAGGUAGCGGAAAAGAGUGGCAAAGCAAUUAUGGGGACCGCACGACACAAAAUUCCCCAGAUUGGGAGGAUGGGGGUCUAUGGGACCUACGAAGCAAAAAAUAAAUAGCUUAAUCCUUAGCUUAUAAUUUGUGAAAAUUAUUUAGAAUUAAUUAAAGUAUUGCUGGUUUUGCAGGCAUUUUCAAAAGUUUUCUUUACUUUCCGACCACCCUCUAAAUUUAUUCAACUAAAUUUUACAGGUCAACCUGUUUCCGGUGCCAACGUGAAAGGGAGUCAUCAAUCCGUCCGUGCUACCUGUCCCCACUGUCAAGCUGACGUCAACUCUACAAUUCGACACGAUAAUGGGAUGAUAACUCACCUCGUCGCACUUGUGCUCUGCUGUUGUCGGUGAAGAUGAGUUCUUCGCCGAUAGCCAACAUAUCGAGGAAGGUCUAUGAGACAGCCGUCACUGAAAGAAGUAGGAAAGCCAGAGUAUUAAAAAUGGUGGAGUCCAUGACACUACAUGAGCAGUGCGAGGAAAUGUCGAUAAACACAUUCACCGAAAAUGUUGAAUUUGACCACCAGUUUAUAACCGAUUUAGACAUCAUAAUUAUCGAACUUUUGCACUGGGGAGGUGUAGCAUUCAGAGACCUCGGCUUCUUUAACGGCAUGGGUGACGAUGGAUACCGUCAAGUCAAUGGAACACUGAUGCCAAACGGAUCUAACAUAAGUCAAAUCAAAAUUGGCUACCUUUUCGACCCGGAGGAUGAUCCAGUCUCAUAUUUGUUGAUUUACUUGGCUUCCGCCACAUUAGUAAUUUUUACGUUCGCUUGUUUAACCCACUUUUACUGCGUCGUCUCCCAGUUCAGUGCAAAGAAACGUACGGACAUUCUUCGAGUGCAAAAGUUAAUUGCAUCUAAUCUACUUAUUGCUCCCCUUAUGUUAAGUAUUUCUAUCUGGAUGUUUUAUAAAUCUACGAAUUAUGCAAAUCCUGCAGCCGUUUGUAGCAUUAUAUUUGCCCCGCUGCUCGGAAUCGCAAUCGGAAUGCGACGAUUUAGCAAAAGAUUUGCUAAUUACUUACUUUUCCUUACGUUCUUCCGACUAUUCACAAUUUUUAGUAUUAGUCAAAUUUAUAAAUUUUUCUGUGAACUUUAUCAAUUCGCAGUUUAUUUAGACGAUUUAUCCAGGUUGUAAUAUUUUACAUGGUAGGAGUUUUACACCUGUAUUUUAAUACGGAUGCAGAAUAAAUUAUUUAUUGUAAUAAAA
Molecule: messenger RNA, 4633 nt
Organism: Folsomia candida
Lineage: Eukaryota; Metazoa; Arthropoda; Collembola; Entomobryomorpha; Isotomidae
Exons: 10
Coding region: 3782-4561 (259 amino acids)
Source: RefSeq, a predicted model, not a curated record